Aureobasidium subglaciale EXF-2481 is the source of this 2478-nucleotide messenger RNA. RefSeq lists its product as uncharacterized. The transcript is spliced from 3 exons. Gene Ontology annotation, molecular function: DNA-binding transcription factor activity, RNA polymerase II-specific; zinc ion binding; sequence-specific DNA binding. Lineage: Eukaryota; Fungi; Ascomycota; Dothideomycetes; Dothideales; Saccotheciaceae. Gene Ontology annotation, biological process: DNA-templated transcription; positive regulation of transcription by RNA polymerase II. The record is from RefSeq and is a predicted model, not a curated record. The coding region runs from base 127 to 2223 and encodes 698 amino acids.
UCAAUCGUGAACUACACGCAGCGCACCGCCAUACGGACUUUAUCCCGUCGCUCCAGCUUCACAUCCUUAAAUCUUAGCUGACCAUAUGCAAAAGCCAUUCAAGCCACAAUCUCAGAUCUCGACCCCAUGGUUUUCGAAACUCCCUUACUCAGAGUUAGUCGUCCGGUCGCGGCCUGCUCGCGAUGUAGGUCUGCGAAAAUCAAAUGCGACGGCAAACUUCCUGCAUGUACCGCCUGCGAAAGAUCAGGAAAACAAGCUGAAUGCUCCAGUACCAAUGAUCAGUUCGCUAGAGGCAAAGAGCGAAGCUAUGUAUCUACCUUGGAAACAAGGAUAGAAAAGCUUGAGCGAAGGCUGCAAGAGUCUCAACAUAGGAAAGCCUCUAUUGUGACUGAUCACGAUCACAACCAUGAUGGUGCUGUGCUGCGACAUGUCCCUUCCGAAGGCGGAAACAGAACUUCGAAGAGGCUUGAGGCUCAAGAGAUUGAUGACCUCGUUUCUGAUUUCGGCUAUCUCACCGUCAAUGCGACUGCGCGAGAUUUCUAUGGAUUCACCUCAAGCAUGUCUUAUGCCCGCAUGGUGCUCUCUGCUUGCACUAAGGACUCUCUACCACCUGGAUUUGUGACCCCACUACCGCCCAGGAACGAAGCCAUGAUCACCAUCAGGCACUAUUUUGAGAAUUUUUUCGUCAUGUAUCCAUUCUUCGAAGAGUCAAGCUUUUAUGCGUCAAUUGAUGCUGUAUACAACUCGGAGAACUUGCGAAACUUCACAGCAUCACCCUUCGAUCACUUCUCCGUCAGACUAGUACUUGCGAUUGCACACGCUGGGCGCAUGGAGCAACGUGGUGACGGCAACUAUAUGGCCGCGAUUGGACAUGUCUCAGCAGCGUUGGUCCACGCUGAACACGUCCUCCGCCCGGGAUCCAUUGCGAGUGUGCAGGCGAUGUUACUGCUGCAUGAGUACUCAAUGAUCGACCCUCACCAUUUCGACAGCUGGGGGCUUAUAGGCGCGGCCUCACGCGCUAUGGUUGAUUUGGGACUUCACCAGGAUCCUCCCCGAAGUACUUCUAUCUCAAGAGCAAAACUUGAGCUACGAAGACGAGUCUUCUGGUGCGUCUAUGGUUUCGACAGAACAACGAGUUUAAUUCAGUCAAGGGCGUUCUCGUUCUCUGAUGAUUCCGCGAAUGUUGCGUUGCCCUUCUCUGUGGCACAAACUUUGGUCUCGCCAGACGCGAAAGACGAUUCGAAUCAUAUCUUGUUCAAAAGCUUCGGUUCAGCUAUUGACCUUUUCAAUCUGAGACGGAUACAAUCUGAUUGGUACACUGAGCUGUUCCAGUCAGGACGAAUACCAUUGUCAGAUCCUUACCCAACCAUCUGGCGCUCCUGUGAAGCCAUGAGAAGUUGGUUCGCUGGAUUGUCUCUAAGCAUGAGUCCGCAGGUUCGCACCUUUUUCGAACUUAAUCUGCUCUACUCAUACAUCUAUAUCCUCGCCGCCUCACCACGGAUGCCGUUCGUCGCUCCCUUUGCACAGAGCCUGAUCUUCGAGCAUUGCAUCCAAUAUGCCGAGAAGAUGACCUCUCACGCGAACGAACGUGUCAAGACUGCUCCUCUGAGUUUCUACGAUGCCAUGAGAGUGUACAUGACUGGCCGUCAGUUCAUUGAAGUAUUGCAAGGAAAUGAGGAUAGACUCUUGUCAGGCAUCAUCCCAGAUCCGCCACAUGUCCCAGUCGAUUCAGCGCCUCCACCACCAGCACCCCAUACCCCUAGAGACUUCCAGAAGAACCUCAUGCGGAGCAUCACCUGUAUCAAGCGUUUGACGGACUGUCUAGGCCUGUUUGGAUUACGAUGGGGCUACAUGAGCUGGCGUGAUCGUUUUCAACGCGACUCCGAGAGUCUUCUCUCCUCCUUGAAUCAAAGGGUUUGGAAGAGACAGGACUCCUCUAAUGGACCGGCCCGCCCUGUUUGGAACUUUACCGACUCUGUCGUACCCCUCGCAGACACAGUCAUGCCCCCUUCGGGACCACAACAACAUCUUCAACCACUCAUCACUCCGACCUAUCCUCCAGAAUUCCAGCAAAGUACUGCAUUCUAUCAGUCGCAGUACAAUGGCUCGGUACCUCAAACAAACAAUCAGUAUCCAGUAUGGCAUGGACAUAAUUCUGAUGCAAUGGGACCACUCGGCGAUCAACAGGAGCAGCUUGGUAUGCCACACACGCAUAAAUACUGAAGAUGCGAUAUGAACUGCAGUCACCAUCGUACCAGACUUGAUCACAGCUUUACACCGUCAAAGCAAUAAUCGAAUUGUGGCUCACGCAACGACAGCUUUAGCCUCUUGAUGGUGGCUAGUGUGCGAGACAUGCCUGGGCAACGAUUCAGAUGAACUCAGGCACAAUGCCGUAAUUGGUUGUCGCCAAUGAGCUACACGAGGGGCAUAGGAGCCCGAGGAAGCCAUAUCCGAAUAUGCCAGUCAAUAUUCGCGUCG